Molecule: messenger RNA, 2741 nt
Organism: Gossypium raimondii (Peruvian cotton)
Lineage: Eukaryota; Viridiplantae; Streptophyta; Magnoliopsida; Malvales; Malvaceae
Product: BTB/POZ domain-containing protein At1g30440
Molecular function (GO): protein binding
Source: RefSeq, a predicted model, not a curated record
GGCAAUGAAUUAUUAUCAUUUUCUUGGGGUAUAACCGAUAAAAAGAAGACACUCAAAAAACAGUAACUCACAGAGGUCCUCUUUUCUGCUUUAAUGUAUUCUAAAGGGCAUUGAGUGGUUUUUUUUUUUUGUUCCUUUGUUUUCAAACUUUGGAAUUUUCUUGGUGAGUGUUUUCAGGGGAUUCUAUUAUUCAUUUUGGGCUGGUGGGUUUUUGUUUCUUUUGGGAGGAGUUGACCUAAAAGGCUAACAUCAAAUUGGUGUCUGAUUAGGGGAUUCUCUGGUUUUAGGCAGGGAUUUGAAGGUGUUUUUGAAGUGGGUUUGGUGGCUUUUUUUCUUCUUCUUCUCAAAUGGGGUACAUGUAAUGAAUCUGGUGAUGGAUUUCAAGCAAUUUCUUUUUUCUGUGAUUUACAUGUUAAAGAAGAAGCUACAUUUGGGUUAAUUUUCAAGGUCUGUCCUUGUGAGAAAGAGCUGGGUUGAGCACUUCAGCUUGGGUUAAAGUUUUUGUCUUUUGGAUUCUGGAGUAGCCGUGUUUGGAAUUCUGCUGCUGAAGCUGUUUCCAUUUCCACUGCGAGAAAAUGGCUUGCAUGAAACUUGGAUCCAAAACCGAUGCGUUUCAAAGGCAAGGACAGGCUUGGUUCUGCACAACUGGACUUCCCAGUGAUGUUGUUGUUGAAGUUGGAGAAAUGUCCUUUCAUCUUCACAAGUUCCCUUUACUCUCUAGAAGUGGGGUUAUGGAAAGACUAAUCGCAGAAGCAUCUGAUGAAGAAGAAAAAUGUUCCAUAUGCCUCCCUGACAUUCCUGGAGGGGCCAAAACUUUUGAACUUGUCGCAAAGUUCUGCUAUGGAGUGAAACUUGAACUCACUGCCUCAAAUGUUGUGUACCUUCGAUGUGCUGCUGAGCAUCUAGAAAUGACUGAGGAAUAUGGGGAAGGCAAUCUUAUUGUGCAGACUGAAACCUUUCUUAAUCAAGUAGUCCUCCGGAAUUGGAAAGACUCUCUAAGAGCACUUCAAACCUGCGAUGAUAUUAUCUCUUAUGCUGAUGAACUGAAUAUUACAAAAAGGUGCAUUGAAUCAUUAGCCAUGAAGGCGUCUACUGACCCCAACCUAUUUGGAUGGCCCAUGAUGGAACAUGGUGGUCCUAUGCAGAGUCCUGGUGGAAGUGUGUUGUGGAAUGGAAUAAGUACAGGGGCUAAACCGAAAAAUACUAGUUCAGAUUGGUGGUAUGAGGAUGCAUCGAAUUUAAGUUUACCUCUCUAUAAGAGAUUGAUUUCAGUAAUGGAGUCUCGUGGUAUCAGACAGGAGAUAAUUGCUGGCUCGCUUACCUUUUAUGCAAAAAGGUACCUACCUGGUUUGUACCGUCGUCAGGGUGCCAAUGAUUCUAACUCUAGUACCUGUCUUGCACCUGUGGCCUCAGGGGCUCCUCUAUCUGAAGAAGAUCAGAAGAUUUUGCUAGAGGAGAUUGAUAGGUUGCUUCCUAUUCAGAAAGGUCUUGUCCCAACCAAGUUUUUGUUUGGACUGCUUCGAACAGCCAUGAUUCUUCGAGCAAGCCCCUCUUGUAUAUCAAACUUUGAGAAAAGGAUUGGGUUGCAGCUUGAUAAAGCAACUCUGGAAGAUCUACUGAUGCCUAAUUUCUCUUAUUCCAUGGAAACACUUUACAAUGUCGACUGUGUGCAGCGAAUUCUUGAGCAUUUUCUUGCCAUGGACCAGAUCACAGGUGGAGCCUCUCCAUGUUCGGCUGAUGAUGGUCAGAUCAUUGGGUCACCCUCAUUAACGCCAAUCACGAUGGUAGCCAAGCUAAUUGAUGGGUACCUUGCGGAGGUUGCCCCUGAUGUUAAUUUGAAGCUCCCCAAGUUUCAGGCUCUUGCUGCUUCAGUUCCUGACUAUGCCCGGCCAUUGGAUGAUGGUCUAUAUCGUGCAAUAGACAUUUAUCUCAAGUCACAUCCAUGGUUGUCAGAAUCCGACAGAGAACAACUAUGCCGGCUAAUGGACUGCCAGAAGCUCUCCUUGGAAGCCUGUACCCAUGCUGCACAAAAUGAGAGACUGCCACUAAGAAUAGUUGUCCAAGUCCUGUUCUUCGAGCAGCUUCAGCUUAGGACCUCAAUUGCUGGUUGCUUUUUGGUUUCUGAUAAUCUUGAUGGAUCACGACAGUUACGGAGUGGGUUCACAGGGUCUACCGAAGGAGGGUGGGCCUCAGCUGUGAGAGAAAAUCAGGUUUUGAAGGUGGGCAUGGAUAAUAUGAGAAUGCGGGUUUCCGAGCUUGAGAAAGAAUGCUCAAACAUGAGGCAAGAAAUCGAGAAGCUAGGCCGGGUAAAGGGUUCUAGCACUUGGGGAAACGUAUCGAAGAAAUUUGGAUUCAAGUUGAAGUCUCAAAUGUGCAGUGCGCAGGAGGAUUCUGUAAGCAACCAGAAGAAUGGAAGUGGAAAGAUUGAGAAAUUGAAGGGAAAGCACAAGAAAAACACAAGUCCUGAUGAAUAAUACAAAUCUCAGAACCCCUUUUUUUUUUUUCUUGUUUUUUAAAUCAUCUUUCUUAUCUUUGUCUCAUUGUUGUUGUUUAGUUUGUACGUUUAACUUUAUAAUAAACUAUAGCUUCCUACCUUCGAUCCCACUGUACCCGUGUGCCAUAUCUCUUUAUUCUCUUUAUUAAAAAAAGAAAUAUUUGAUCCCCAGAUCCUGACUUAUGUUUAUGUAAUGGAUGUAGAUGAUGGAAGAAAAUGUGAUUUAAUGAAACCUUUGCUUCAUUCA